AUGAACUACGAAACCAAGCUCUGCAUAAAGGUGGCUGCGUUCCUCUUGCCGUUCGUGGUGGCCAUCGUGCGAUUGAUCGCCAUACUUCCUGCGCUCCACAGUCCCGAAAUCACCGCACAAGGUCAGAGUUUCCACGAGGUACCCUUGAUCGCCAAAAACACCAAUGUGAUGAUCUUCUUGGGCUCUGGUGGCCACACGGGAGAGAUGAUGCGCAUCUUGUCACAGGUGGACCUCAGUGAGGUGUCCAGAACGUGGGUGACGUCGUCCAACGACUCUGCUUCGAUGGUCAAAGCACGCGACUUCGAAGAACACCUCAGCUCAAGCCAGCCAGCCAAUUUCUUGACCCUCCACAGAGCUCGGGCCGUCCAGGAGCCGCUCCUCCUGUCGAUCCAGAACACCGUCAGGUCAUUUAUCUCCACAUACAAGGGCAUGCGAGAGCUCCCUCAGUUACCGUCCGUGUUGCUCCUCAAUGGUCCGGGAACAAGCGUGCCUUUGGCCUACAUGCUCUUCGCCAUGAAAUACUUUGGCUUAUGCACCACCAGAGUCGUCUACAUCGAGAGUCUUGCCAGAGUCAACCUGCUCAGUUUGAGCGGCAAGUUGUUGCUUCCCAUCACUGACCGCUUCAUUGUGCAGUGGGAACAGCUUUACUACCAGUACAAGCGGGCCGAGUACUACGGCGUGUUGAUAUAG
Messenger RNA from Suhomyces tanzawaensis NRRL Y-17324, 690 nucleotides. RefSeq names its product N-acetylglucosaminyldiphosphodolichol N-acetylglucosaminyltransferase anchoring subunit. The record is from RefSeq and is a predicted model, not a curated record. Gene Ontology annotation, cellular component: UDP-N-acetylglucosamine transferase complex. Gene Ontology annotation, biological process: dolichol-linked oligosaccharide biosynthetic process. The transcript has a single exon. Lineage: Eukaryota; Fungi; Ascomycota; Pichiomycetes; Serinales; Debaryomycetaceae. The coding region runs from base 1 to 690 and encodes 229 amino acids.